Ylistrum balloti is the source of this 3051-nucleotide messenger RNA. Its product is annotated as cholinesterase-like. Lineage: Eukaryota; Metazoa; Mollusca; Bivalvia; Pectinida; Pectinidae. The record is from RefSeq and is a predicted model, not a curated record. The transcript has 3 exons. Bases 1 to 3051 code for a protein of 1016 amino acids.
AUGUUGACUUUGAUUACGGCGAUCAACUUGAAAAGCAAGUCAGUACCUAUCGUCAAAACAAACCUUGGUCUUAUCGAGGGAUUAACAAAAAACAUUGGUAAUAAGCAGAUAGUAGAGUUCAGGGGAAUUCCAUACGCUAAACCUCCAACAGGAAAAUUCCGAUUUCGAAAAACAGAAACCAUUGAUCCUUGGAAUGGCAUUUUAGAUGCCACCAGUUUUGGACCAGCAUGCAUACAGAAGAUACCAAAUACAGAUAUCUCUGAAGACUGUUUAGCAUUGAACAUUUAUGUUCCUGGAGACAUAUCAUUUAAGAUAAGAAAAAGUGUAAUGGUAUGGAUUCACGGAGGAGGAUUUUAUAGCAGUUAUGGUUCACUGUACAACGGAUCAUCUAUUGCCCUAUAUGGAGAAGUAAUUGUGGUGACAAUAAACUACCGGCUUGGAGUGCUAGGAUUCCUGAGUACGGGUAACGAAGAUCUCCCAGGAAAUCUUGGGCUCUGGGAUCAACACCUUGCCUUAAGAUGGAUCAAAGACAACAUCGCAUCAUUCGGCGGUAAUUCUGACUCGAUCACAUUAUUUGGCACAUCUUCAGGAGGGGCUAGCGUUUCUCUCCAUUCUCUCAUUCCUCGUAACACGAACUUGUUUCAAAGAGUGAUUGCACAAGGUGGAUUGGCGAAUUCAUAUAUCGCCUUUGUGUAUGAUCCCUUGUUCUACGUAGAAAAACUUGGGGAAUUACUGGGUUGUAAGAAUGAUACUAACGUGCCUUACACGAAAGUGUUGGUAAGUUGUAUCAAUGAAACCUCAACAGAGGCUAUUUUGACAGCACAAGAAGCUAUGCCGUGGCACAGAGGUGACAGAGCACGGUACGAACUGAUGUUUGGUGCAGUUUUGGAUGGGGAUCUCUUUACAAGCUACCCUGAAGAAAUGCUGAGUGAUAUAACAUCUAAACCAUUUCAACUUUUCCGUUCUAUAGAUUUUCUCGCCGGUGGAACAGACAAAGAGGGAUCGAUGUUCUACGAUAUUUUCUCUGGCCCGUUAUCGAAAACUUUUAAUUUCAACCCCAUGGAUGGCUUGCCACCAGAUAUUGUGGGUGGUUAUUUAAUCCCUGGUUUGGUGAAAGAUCUGUUCCCAACUUGUCUACAUAAGCGAGUUCUGGAGCAAGCGAUCUGUGAGAAAUAUCGCGGUUCUGACGAUGAAUCCUGGGCAAAUAAAAUGCUUGAUUUAUACGGUGAUCUAUUUUUCAAUGUUCCCGUGGUUCAAUGGCUUGCUGUGCAUUCGAAGGGCAAUGUAAUAGCACAUAGCUACCAGUACCUAUUUUCACAUCAUUAUACGUCGAAAGAAGACUCGAAUCUACCAGAAUGGUUCACUGAAUUUCUCAGUAUGUUGCAAGUUUUAGCACAGUUAUUCGUUGCAUAUGUCCUGGUAGCUAAAAUAACUGGACAAAACACAAAAAUCAUCACAACUCCCUCUGGACAACUGCGGAGUCUCGUCACUCAGGUCAAUAACACCACAGUUUAUCAGUUCAGGAACAUUCCAUACGCAAAACCACCAAUUGACGACCUCCGGUUCGCCAAACCAGUGGAUUAUGGCCCUUGGGUGGGCAUCCGUGACGCAACAGCUUACGGUCCAGCGUGUAUUCAGGGCGUUACAGGGAGUAAACGUCAGAGCAUCUCUGAAAAUUGUUUGACCCUGAAUGUAUAUGUCCCAACCAACAUACAUGGUAGCAGGACAGUCAUGGUUUGGAUACACGGUGGUGGGUACAUCAAAGGAGACGCCGCCAUGUUUGAUGGGUCGUAUCUCGCUGUGCGUGGCGAAGUGGUGGUUGUCACCAUUAAUUAUCGCUUGGGUGUUUUGGGCUUCCUCAGCACCUACGAUAAAGUCCUACCUGGUAACAAUGGCCUUUUGGACCAGCAAUUAGCACUGAAGUGGUUACAGAAUAAUAUACAAGCGUUUGGGGGCAAUCCCAAUUCUGUAACGAUAUUUGGUGAAUCCGCAGGUGGAUUUAGUGUUGGUUUACAAUCCAUAAUUCCCCAAAACAAAGGACUCUUCCACAGGGCUAUAGCUCAAAGUGGGGCCGCGCCUUCGUUUGUAAGUAUUGCUCAUCAACCUCUAUUUUUCACUGCUGCCUUUGGAGAAACUGUUGGAUGUCGCUUCACUUCCGUCAAUUCGUCAACCUUUUUGAAAUGUCUCAAAACCAAAACAGCGGAACAGAUUUUGAACGCCCAGAUCAAUGCCUCAACCCCGGCGUCCGUAAUUCCAUUUUCUUUUGGUCCAGUUAUCUCCCCUGUAGUUGACGGAGAAUUGUUGCCGGAUGUCCCAUCUGUCCUAAUGAAGAAUAGAUCUUCAGAAUCUUAUAAGUUCUUCCGAUCUCUUGAUUAUAUUGCAGGGAAUGUCAACCGAGAGGGUUCAAUUCUCAUCCAAAAAUAUCUCCAAAAUUUCUCACAAGUUUUUCAUUUCGAUCCAGAAAAAGGAGUACCAAACAAUGUUGUGUGUGACGUUUUGGCCCCCGCUGCUGUAAGUGCACUUUUUAAAAAUAUAGUUAAAAACAGAACAACUGAAAAGAAAAUCUGUGACGAAUACAGAGAUAAUGAUCCCGAAGCAGAAGGAAAUAAAAUGGCCGAUUUAUUUGGGGACGCUUUUUUCGUGGUCCCGUCUGUAGAAGCUCUUGAUAUUCACUCUGACGGGAAUAACAUAACCAGCACUUUCCAGUACAUAUUCAACCGACGAAAUCCUGCCAUGAAAGGGAAUGGACCAUAUCCACAGUGGUUCGAGGGAACUCCCCAUGCAUCUGAUAACAUAUACCUCUUCGGAAUUCAGCAAUUGGCGCAACGAAUUAACGUCUCUGAUGCAGAUCUGAAUUUGUCUACACAUGUGCAACAAUACUGGGCCAAUUUCGCUAAAACUGGAAACCCAUUCUCAAAUGGUUCCAUGGUCUGGCCAUAUUAUGACAGCACCAGAAGGACAUACCUCAACUUGGACGACGUGAUUUCAACAAAAGAACAUGUCUUUGCAGAGAGAAUUUCGUUCUGGACAGAAGAAUUGCCAGUUCUCUGA